GCGGGGAAGCAGGGGGGGGGGGGGGGAACGGGUGCUGGUGAGGGACAUCAGCCGGGUGCUGCCGGGUUUCGCGCCGCCAUGUCGGCGAAGCGGAAGGCCGAGGCGCUGAUCCCGGCGGAGGAGAGCGAUCAGCUGCUCAUCCGGCCGCUGGUUGGAUGGAACCUCAUUUGCACUGCAGUAAAUGUAGCCAUUCAGUUACUUUAAAUAACUGAGCUGAAAAGUACACAGAAAAAUAAUCCAAAUAAACGCAUCUGAUGUUCAGAUCAGUCCAUAGGCUUGAUUGUGGAAUCCACCCUGGACUGGAAGGAAUGGAUGCUCUUCCUUACAUUGAUUUGAUCGAUCCUGCUGAAAUUGAUCUUCUCCUAAUUAGUCAUUUCCAUUUAGACCAUUGUGGGGCUUUACCAUGGUUUUUGCAGAAAACAAGUUUUAAAGGAAGAACAUUCAUGACACAUGCCACAAAAGCUAUUUACAGAUGGCUUCUUUCAGACUACGUCAAAGUCAGUAAUAUAUCAGCGGAUGACAUGCUAUAUACAGAAACAGACCUGGAAGAAAGCAUGGACAAGAUCGAAACUAUUAAUUUCCAUGAAGUGAAAGAGGUGGCAGGAAUCAAAUUCUGGUGUUACCAUGCAGGCCAUGUCCUGGGAGCUGCCAUGUUUAUGAUUGAAAUAGCUGGCGUGAAGCUUUUAUAUACAGGUGAUUUCUCGAGACAGGAGGACAGGCAUCUGAUGGCAGCUGAGAUUCCCAAUAUUAAACCUGAUAUUCUUAUAAUUGAAUCCACCUAUGGUACUCACAUUCAUGAAAAAAGAGAAGAACGAGAGGCAAGAUUCUGUAAUACUGUUCAUGAUAUUGUAAAUAGAGGAGGUAGAGGUCUUAUUCCUGUGUUUGCCCUAGGUCGAGCUCAAGAACUGCUUUUAAUUUUAGAUGAAUACUGGCAGAAUCAUCCUGAACUCCAUGAUAUUCCUAUAUACUAUGCGUCCUCUUUGGCAAAGAAAUGCAUGGCAGUUUAUCAGACAUAUGUCAAUGCCAUGAACGACAAAAUUCGCAAGCAAAUAAAUAUCAACAAUCCAUUUGUUUUCAAGCACAUUAGUAAUCUGAAGAGUAUGGAUCACUUUGAUGAUAUUGGCCCAAGUGUUGUGAUGGCUUCCCCAGGUAUGAUGCAAAGCGGCUUAUCUAGGGAGUUGUUUGAGAGCUGGUGCACAGACAAGAGAAAUGGAGUAAUUAUUGCAGGGUACUGUGUUGAAGGAACACUUGCUAAGCACAUCAUGUCUGAACCUGAAGAAAUCACGACUAUGUCAGGGCAAAAACUCCCCCUGAAGAUGUCUGUAGACUACAUUUCUUUCUCUGCUCACACAGAUUAUCAACAAACUAGUGAGUUUAUCCGGGCCCUGAAACCUCCACAUGUGAUUUUAGUUCAUGGAGAGCAGAAUGAAAUGGCGAGGUUGAAAGCAGCAUUGAUACGAGAAUAUGAGGAUAACGAUGAAGUUCAUAUAGAAGUUCAUAAUCCUAGGAAUACUGAAGCCGUGACAUUGAACUUCAGAGGAGAAAAACUUGCUAAGGUGAUGGGAUCUUUAGCAGAUAAGAAGCCAGAGCAAGGACAGAGAAUUUCUGGAAUCCUGGUUAAAAGAAAUUUUAACUAUCAUAUCCUUUCUCCCUGUGACCUCUCCAAUUACACAGACUUGGCGAUGAGCACUGUAACACAGACACAAGCCAUUCCAUAUACUGGCCCUUUCAAUCUGCUUUAUUAUCAGCUACAAAAACUUACUGGUGAUGUAGAAGAAGUAGAAAUUCAACAAAAACCAGCCUUGAAGGUUUUCAAAAAUAUUACUGUGAUCCAGGAACCAGGCAUGGUAGUGCUCGAGUGGGUGGCAAAUCCUGCUAACGAUAUGUAUGCUGAUACUGUGACAACAGUGAUACUGGAAGUUCAGUCAAAUCCCAAAAUACAAAAAGCUGCGGUACAUAAAAUUUCCAAAAAAGUAGAUAUGGAUGUGUAUAGCAAGAGGAUGGAGAUCAUGCUUCAGGACAUGUUUGGGGAAGACUGUGUAAGUUCAAAAGAUGGCUCUGUCCUAUGUGUCACAGUAGAUGGAAAGACUGCAAACGUUUCACUGGACACUCGGACAGUUGAAUGCGAGCCAGGAAGUGAAGAUGAUGAAUCCCUUCGGGAAAUGGUGGAACUGGCUGCACAGAGGCUCUAUGAUGCCCUCAGCCCAGUACACUGACCUCUGUAGAUAUCUAGGAUACAUAGAAAAAAAUCUUUUUAAUGUUCAAUUUACUUGGACUAUUUUUUAAUAAAAUAAAUAAAACCUUUCUUCAGUAA
Dromaius novaehollandiae (emu) is the source of this 2314-nucleotide messenger RNA. RefSeq names its product cleavage and polyadenylation specific factor 3 (gene CPSF3). Gene Ontology annotation, biological process: mRNA 3'-end processing by stem-loop binding and cleavage. The transcript is spliced from 18 exons. The coding region runs from base 255 to 2216 and encodes 653 amino acids. Gene Ontology annotation, molecular function: 5'-3' RNA exonuclease activity; RNA binding; RNA endonuclease activity. NCBI's taxonomy places the organism in Eukaryota, Metazoa, Chordata, Aves, Casuariiformes, Dromaiidae. Gene Ontology annotation, cellular component: mRNA cleavage and polyadenylation specificity factor complex. The record is from RefSeq and is a predicted model, not a curated record.